AUUUUGUUUACAAAACUUAUCAGUUUUUCUGGAGGAAAUCGCUUUUGUAGUUUUAAAAAUUAAAUGUAAUAAAUCUUUGUUCUAUUGUAGAUUGAAUAGUUUAUUUAAUUCUGUGCAGAAAGUUUUUCAUUGAUCUCUUCUAGUCGACAAUGCAGUAGUUAACUAAGCCGUGCUAAAAAUGAAUGCAGCACUUCUCACAGAAAUCAAGGUGGAACCUUCUUUUCACGGUGAAGAACAAACUCUAGAAGAUUCCCCAUUGGAGAGUCCCAAUUCUGGCAUCAAGCAUGAACCGUUGGACAUUGAGCCGGAGGAUGAUCUAUCGGCAGCCGAGAGCGAAAUGCUACCGCCCAGCACUACAGCAUCAGGUGGACACUGUUUCCGGUGUCCCGAUCCGGGCUGCGACUUCACCUGCGAGUUGGACGGAGUAUUGAACAUGCACAUCCGGCUGCAUCACGACGAUCAAAACCUGGGGCUGAUUGAGCCAACUCUGACCACUCCCGACCAGAUGGAGGAGGAAGACUCUACGGAGCUGAAGAUUGACCUAACGGGCCCUGCCCUACUGAUCGAACGGGUCAACAAGCGAAGGAACGUUAUCCACACGUGCAGCCGGUGUGGGACCGGAUUCCGGAAGCGAGACGUCGCCGAAGCCCAUAUCGCCAAGGUUCACAUGGUGGUCAAACGGUUCACGUGUAGCGUUUGUGGACGGGGCUUCGAUAGGUCCGGAGAUUUGGAAAUACACACCCGGGUCCACACUGGGGAGCGUCCCUACAAGUGCCCGGCGGAAGAUUGCGACUACUCGGCCGCGUUGACCAAUACCCUACAGCGACACGUUCGGCGACGACACAAAGAACUAGUCAUUGGUGGGAGUUCCUCCGGUGGUCGAGAACCGACCACGGAAAGCAAUGCGAAAGGAUCAGUAAAGCUAGAUAUCAAUACCUCUGAAGCUGCUUCCUCCAGUAAGUUGAGGAGCAAAGCCAGUUCCAUUCCCAAAUCCAAAAAGAAACACGAAUGCACAAAAUGCAAAGUAGAAUUCACAAAGUUGCAAUCCCUGCGAGCGCAUCGUAACGCAGUCCAUGGCAAGGAGAAGAUAUUCACCUGCACCUAUUGCAAGGUUACCUUCCCCAGUUCUCGCCUCUUGGCGGAGCACAUUCUCCUGCACGACCAGGUAAAACCCUAUCCUUGCACCGUCGAGGGAUGCCAAUUCACCUUUAUCUCCGAAGACGACCAGAAAAGGCAUCUCCAGAGGCACGAGAAGAAGGCCGAUCCCAGCUUGCGGCCGUUCGUGUGCGAUAUCUGUGGCAAGCAGUUCGAGCUGAAGUGCGGCCUGGUGCGUCACAUCAGUGCACUGCAUCCGCGAAAUGGCGACAGUGCCAGGUUUGUGAAUUCGUAGGAUGGGGUCGUCGAAUAAGUGUCGAAAGCUGGAACUAUUAAUCAAUCAAUAAAACUAAACUAAUAGCUAACGUACCAUAUGGAGCAUCAUCAACGUUACUAGUUCGAAUUACUUUAGAUGUUUUAUCCCAUUUAGAAGUUUAACGCAUCAAGUGAUUGAAAGGUGGAAGCAGAACUUCGAUGAACACCUAAAUUGCACUGGGAGCGCACGAAGUACCCUGUAAAACGGGAUAGGUACAUUUAAUACGUGUUUGGAGAAAAAUCUGCUUUUUUUGAGGAUUUUUAUUUUGCAUUUUCAAAACAAGUACUGGUAUCCUAGUUAUCGGUUGUAGUUGAAAGAUUGCUUAACGAUUCAUUAUGAAUGCACCUGAAAUUUUUCAUAUAAUUUCAUAUAAAAGAUGAUUUUUCGUUUUAUGGGGUAAACUUGAUAAUAGGUUUGUAAACUCAUGGAAAUCCACCAAACCAAACUACUGUUUGACAUUAUUGCAGUUAGAGUAACUGGAUUGGAUAAUGUUAAUAACACUCUCUAUUAUAGAUUAGAUUUGAUGCACUAACUAAUGUAU
Molecule: messenger RNA, 1952 nt
Organism: Aedes aegypti (yellow fever mosquito)
Lineage: Eukaryota; Metazoa; Arthropoda; Insecta; Diptera; Culicidae
Product: zinc finger protein 235
Exons: 2
Coding region: 179-1390 (403 amino acids)
Biological process (GO): regulation of transcription by RNA polymerase II
Cellular component (GO): nucleus
Molecular function (GO): DNA-binding transcription factor activity, RNA polymerase II-specific; RNA polymerase II cis-regulatory region sequence-specific DNA binding
Source: RefSeq, a predicted model, not a curated record